AUGAAGAUUGAGAUUUGCGCCUUUUCUGGAGCCAAGAUCUACCCCGGCAAGGGCAAGAUCUACGUCCGUAUCGACAACAGAUCCUUCCGUUUCGUCAACGGUAAGGCCGAGUCCCUCUUCUUGCAGCGCAAGAACCCCCGUAAGAUCUCCUGGACCGUCCUCUUCCGCCGCAUGCACAAGAAGGGUAUCUCUGAGGAGGUCGCCAAGAAGCGCACCCGCCGCACCGUCAAGCACCAGCGUGCCGUCGUCGGUGCUUCCUGGGAGGCCAUCCGCGCCAAGCGCAACCAGAAGCCCGAGGUCCGUGCUGCUGCCCGUGCUGCCGCUCUCCGUGACGGCAAGGAGAAGAAGAAGGCUACUGAUGCCACCAAGAAGUCUGAGAAGGCUAAGAGCGCCACCGCUGCUGCCCGUGGCCAGCCCAAGUUCUCCAAGCAGGGUGCCAAGGGUGCUAAGGUCUCCAUUGCCAACACCUCCCGUUAA
Messenger RNA from Linnemannia hyalina, 477 nucleotides. NCBI's taxonomy places the organism in Eukaryota, Fungi, Mortierellomycota, Mortierellomycetes, Mortierellales, Mortierellaceae. The record is from the annotation of a GenBank genome assembly.